Messenger RNA from Penicillium malachiteum, 609 nucleotides. RefSeq names its product putative phosphoglycerate mutase family protein. The transcript has 3 exons. NCBI's taxonomy places the organism in Eukaryota, Fungi, Ascomycota, Eurotiomycetes, Eurotiales, Aspergillaceae. The record is from RefSeq and is a predicted model, not a curated record. The coding region runs from base 1 to 609 and encodes 202 amino acids.
AUGCUCCUCUCCUCAAUCUGGUCACUAUCUCUCUGCCUCUUCUCAGCAGCAGGCGCCCUUGCAGCAAAGAAUGACCAAGUCCACCAUCCGACAGUCUAUCUGAUUCGCCAUGGCGAGAAGCCCGCAGACCCAGGCAACCACGAGUUAACCCUGGAAGGGCUCAAGCGCGCACAAUGUCUGCGCCAAGUCUUCGGUGCCAAGUCAGAAUAUAAUAUUGGGUAUAUCAUGGCGCCAAAAAUGAAAUCUAGUAAUGGUGGGCAUGGUCGAGCAUUCAAAACCGUGCAACCUCUCGCAGCAGAUCUAGGACUGGAUGUAGAUAUGCAUUGCGGGCGCAAGAACACCGAUUGCGUCGCUGAUGCGAUCAGGUCGUAUGAUGGCGCUGGAGAUAUUCUGGUCUCAUGGCGACAUACGAAUAUGGGCCAGAUUCAGGCAGCGCUGGGGUCUGAUGAGCCGGUGGAGUACCCGGAUGAUCGUGGUAUUAACGAGUCGUGUAGAUAUGAUUUGGUUUGGACGAUUCCGUAUCCAUAUCAUAGAAUUACGGUCACGCAAAGUGAGAAAUGUCCUGGAUUGGAUGCUAGGGACCAUCCUGAUCUCGUGGUUCAGUAUUGA